AUGACUCAACAACCAUUGCUGACCCUGGAGGGGCUGGACUUGGAUGGUGACCGAAGUUCCAUCGGCAGCAAAUGGGAGAGAUGGAAGAGGUCAUUAUUUAUAUAUAUUGAUGCCACAGAUGUCACAUCAGAUGUGAAGAAACGAGCCACAUUACUGCACUUCGGGGGAACAAGCCUGCAAGAUAUUUACUACAACUUACCUGGUGCAGAGGUUAAAGCUGCAGCGGGAGUAGAUGUUUUCGACACAGCAAUAAAAAAACUUGAUGAAUACUUCGUUCCCAAGACUAACCGGGUUUUUGAGCGUCACAUUUUCAGACUGAUCAAACAAGAAGAUAAAGAAAAGUUUGAAAGUUUUUUAGUCCGACUUCGGAAACAAGCUGAGAAAUGCAGUUUCGAUAAAAAAGAUGACCACUUGAUUGACCAGAUCACUGAAAAAUGUAAUUCAGCUGAACUACGCAAGAAGAUUCUCACAAUAGGUGACAGCAUUACCUUAGAAAAGAUAGUGACUGAGGCGAAUACAUUAGAAGUAGUCAAUGACCAAUUAGAAAUAUAUGAUAAAAAACAAGGAAGCUCAGAUAAUAAGCAAGAAAACCAAGAAGUUAAUGCCAUUUACAAUAGAAAUAAGAAGGAUGGUGCUUACAGAACUAGGAAAGAAGAAACACACGGAAAAAGUGAUACAAUACUUUGUGGACGUUGCGGGAAGAAGAACCAUCAAACCGAUUGCAAAGAGUGUCCUGCAUUGGUUAAAACUUGUUUUGGUUGUGGCAAGAGGGGACAUUUCCGUCAAUAUUGCAGAACAAGUGGCAUGAAAAGGAAAUUGGAUAAUCACUCAAGUAAGAACAUAAAGGGAAACAAAAAAGCAAGAGUUGAAGUUGAUUAUGUUUUUAAUAUUGACAACGAUGCCAUAAUUGAAUGCACCUUGGGUGGAAUCAAGACUGAUUUGCUGGUUGAUUCUGGUUGCAGGCCCAACCUUAUUACAGGAGAAACUUGGGAAACCUUGAAAAGUUUAGGAGCUAUAGCAACCAACCAAACAUCCAACCCAACCAGAUCUCUUAUGGCAUAUGGCAGUCACACUCCACUCAAUGUUAAAGGAUCAUUUGAAACUAUAAUAAAGGCAAAUGGUCGCGAAGAAUAUGCAACAGUUUAUGUUAUUGAGGGAGGCACGCAAGACUUGUUAGGCAGAGAAACGGCAACACGUCUGGGCGUCUUGAAAAUUUGUGUAGAUGUGAAUAAAAUUGAUGAAGAUGUCAAUUCAAAACCGUUUCCCAAGCUCAAGGAUGUACUGGUAGAAAUCCCUAUUGACCAGAGUGUACAACCAGUAUCACAGCCAUACCGGAGAAUACCAUUACCUAUAGAACAAAAAGUUGAGAACAAGAUCCAAGACUUACUUGCUCGAGACAUCAUUGAAGAAGUUAAUGGACCUUCACGAUGGGUGUCUCCAAUGGUGCCCAUUAUGAAAGAAAAUGGAGAUUUGCGGCUGUGUGUGGAUAUGCGACGUGCCAAUACCGCUAUUUUAAGGGAAAAUCAUCCUUUGCCAUGUAUGGAUAAACUAUUACCGGAAAUUGGAAAAGCUAAAUAUUUUAGUAAGCUUGAUAUCAAGGACGCUUUCCACCAGUUGGAAUUACACCCGGAUUGUAGACACAUAACCACCUUUAUAACAGCUAAAGGGCUCUACCAAUAUAAAAGGCUCAUGUUUGGAAUUUCUUGCGCUCCAGAGAUAUUUCAAAAAGUUUUGGAAAAGCUUUUAGUUAAAUGUGACGGAGUGUUAAACUUCAUAGAUGACAUAUUAGUUUUUGGAGACAAUGAAGAACAACAUGACAUGCGACUGGCAAUGGUGUUGAAAGUGCUUAAGGAGAAUGACAUACUACUCAAUGAACAGAAGUGCAUAUACAAGGUAAGGAAGGUCCAUUUCUUGGGACACGAACUAUCACCAAGUGGAGUGAAACCAUUGCCAAAGUAUAUGGAGAGCAUUUCUAACUUCAGGCUUCCGGCAACAACAGAAGAACUACAGAGUUUUUUAGGACUUGUGAAUUAUGUAAACAAGUGGUUGCCUAAUUUAGCCACCAGAACGGAACCUUUAAAAGAAUUGUUAAGGAAAAAACUGGGAAAAAAGGCUGACAUCAAACCAUAUUGGACUAGUGAACAAGACAGGGCAUUUACAGAGCUGAAAGAGGCACUAAGCAAAAUACAGUCGCUAGGAUAUUACGAUAUUAAUGACAAAACCCAAGUUAUUGCUGACGCGAGCCCUGUUGGCCUUGGAGCUAUUCUAAUACAAACUGAUUCAAAUGGCCCGCGAAUAAUCGCGUAUGGAAACCGGACACUAACAGACUGCGAAAGAAAAUACAGUCAAACGGAGAAAGAGGCUCUUGCACUAGUUUGGUCUGUUGAACAUUUUAAUAUAUUUCUCUUCGGCAAGAAGUUUGAUCUCAUUACAGAUCACAAGCCAUUGGAAAUAUUGUUUGGACUAAAAUCAAAGCCUUGUGCACGCAUUGAACGUUGGGUGCUGAGACUCCAAUCAUAUGAUUAUAACGUAAUCUACAGGCCAGGAAAGGUGAAUAUCGCGGAUCCGUUAUCUCGCCUAUGCAAAUUGAUAGAUGCACAAUCUAGAGGAGGAGACGAACAUAUACAUCAAAUUGUCGAGCAAGCAAGACCACAUGCGAUUUCAAUGUCUGCCAUUAUUGAAGCUUCGGUGAAUGAUGAAGAAGUAAGAGGCGUUAAAAAGGGAGUCUAUGAAAAAGAAUGGAAUGAGUCUGUCAAAGGUUAUAAAAUAUUUGAGAAUGAGCUAUGUUUCUACGGUGAUAUUUUACUUCGAGGAAACCGAAUUGUGAUACCUCAGAAAUUGAGGAAAGGAGUACUGGACGCUGCGCACGAAGGCCACCCUGGGAUUGUUGCAAUGAAGGGUAGGCUCAGGUCAAAGGUGUGGUGGCCAAGAAUCGACAAGGAUGCAGAAAAUUUGGUUAAAUCCUGCAAGAGUUGCACCCUUGUAGGACUACCAAAUCCUCCAACACCCCUGAAGAGACGCGAACUUCCUUUAGCUCCGUGGGUUGAUGUCGCGAUGGAUCUUUUAGGACCAUUACCUAACAAUGACUACCUGCUAGUGGUAGUAGAUUAUUACAGCCGCUAUAAAGAAGUUAAAAUCAGCAAGAUAGUAACCAGUUGUCAAAUUAUAAAGCUGCUCAAAGAAAUUUUUAGCAGGCUAGGUUACCCUGUCUCAAUAACUGUAGACAACGGCCGGCAGUUUGUGAGCGAAGAGUUUCGAUCGUUUUGCGAAGAAUGCAAUAUCAUCGUUCACAACACAGUACCGUAUUGGCCCCAGAUGAACGGAGAGGUCGAAAGACAGAAUCGUGACAUAAUGAAACGCCUCAAGAUCAGUCAUUUGGAGAAAAAGGACAUUAAAGAAAGUUUGAUGGAGUACUUAUUAAUGUAUAACAGUACGCCCCAUUCAUCCACAGGCAAGUCACCAUCAGAAUUGUUCUUUAGAAGGCAGAAUAGAGAUAAAAUUCCAUCUAUUGAUAGAUUUGAAAACACUACUGUUGACCUGGGUGUACGAGAGCGUGAUAAGAUACAGAAAGAAAAAGGGAAAGAAUAUGCAGACAAAAGAAGAGGUGCUACUGAGUCUAGUCUAACUGAAGGAGAUAAAGUAUAUGUCAAGAAUAUGGACAAAGGACAUAAACUCAGCUCAAACUACAAUCCAACACCUCAUACGGUACAAAGUGCUACUAGAGGCGACAUCUCAGUGAAAAAUGAUAUAACUGGGCAAGUACUGAGGAGAAAUGUAGUUCACCUGAAAAGAGUAGAAGGACAGUGGGAAGCUGUGCAGAGGAAAGACCAGGAAGAAGGAACUGGUGGGGAACAAGGUGAUAGUAAUAAUGAGCUGUGA
Molecule: messenger RNA, 3879 nt
Organism: Cydia fagiglandana
Lineage: Eukaryota; Metazoa; Arthropoda; Insecta; Lepidoptera; Tortricidae
Exons: 1
Coding region: 1-3879 (1292 amino acids)
Biological process (GO): DNA integration
Molecular function (GO): zinc ion binding; nucleic acid binding
Source: RefSeq, a predicted model, not a curated record